CUUUUUCCCGCCUCCGCCAGGGCAGAGCGGCUGGCUGGGUGACAGUUGAGCAUGGCCGGAGCUGAGGGCCCCGCUGGGCGGCAGUCGGAGCUGGAGCCCGUAGUAUCGUUGGUCGACGUGCUUGAGGAGGACGAGGAGCUGGAGAAAGAGGCGUGCGCUGUACUGGGCGGCAGCGACUCCGAGAAGUGCUCCUACUCGCAGGGCUCGGUAAAGAGACAAGCAUUAUAUGCCUGUAGUACCUGUACCCCAGAGGGAGAAGAACCAGCAGGAAUUUGCCUCGCUUGCAGUUACGAGUGUCAUGGAAGUCACAAGCUGUUUGAGCUAUACACAAAAAGAAACUUUUGUUGUGAUUGUGGAAACAGCAAGUUUAAAAAUUUGGAAUGCAAAUUAUUUCCUGACAAAGCAAAGAUAAAUUCUAGCAAUAAAUACAAUGACAACUUUUUUGGAUUGUACUGUAUUUGCAAAAGACCUUAUCCUGAUCCUGAAGACGAGGUUCCGGAUGUGAUGAUCCAAUGUGUAGUCUGUGAAGACUGGUUCCAUGGAAGGCAUCUUGGUGCCACUCCCCCUGAGAGUGGGGAUUUCCAAGAGAUGGUAUGCCAGGCUUGUAUGAAACACUGCUCUUUCCUGUGGGCUUAUGCUGCACAAUUGGCAGUAACCAAAGUACCUGCUGAGGAUGAUGGGUUGGUACUGAAUGUCGGUGGAAUACGUGAUCAGGAAGUUAUCAAACCUGAAAAUGGAGAUCAUCAAGAUAGUACCCUCAAAGAGGAUGUUCCAGAACAUGGAAAGGAAGUUAAAGCAGAGCAGACUAAUGAACCGUGUACCAGCUCUAGUUCUGAAUCUGAUCUCCAGACAGCGCUUAAGAAUCAACAUAUCAACACAGAAUCACAGUCUGGCUGCAAACUUCAGGAGCUUAAAACUAAGCAGUUUAUCAAGAAAGACACUGCCACCUUCUGGCCCCUGAACUGGCGCAGCAAGUUAUGUACCUGCAAAGACUGUAUGAAAAUGUAUGGCGAUCUAGAUGUCCUGUUCAUGACAGAUGAAUGUGACACAGUUCUGGCUUAUGAAAACAAGGGCAAAGUUGACCAGGCAGCAGACAGGAGAGACCCUCUAAUGGACACCCUUAGCAGCAUGAACAGAGUCCAGCAAGUGGAACUUAUUUGUGAAUACAAUGACUUGAAGACUGAACUCAAAGACUAUCUCAAGAGAUUUGCUGAUGAAGGCACGGUUGUGAAGAGAGAGGACAUCCAACAGUUCUUUGAAGAAUUUCAGUCAAAAAAGAGAAGAAGAGUGGAUGGAAUGCAGUAUUAUUGCAGCUAGAGUGGAGUAAGGCGCCUUCUCCUCAUCCCAGCCAAUGAAAAUGCCACUUACUGUGCCAGGAA
Molecule: messenger RNA, 1379 nt
Organism: Manis javanica (Malayan pangolin)
Lineage: Eukaryota; Metazoa; Chordata; Mammalia; Pholidota; Manidae
Gene: UBR7
Product: ubiquitin protein ligase E3 component n-recognin 7
Cellular component (GO): cytoplasm
Molecular function (GO): ubiquitin protein ligase activity; zinc ion binding
Source: RefSeq, a predicted model, not a curated record